AAACCCAGGUCUUUUGUGAUUUGUUGAUUUGUGCUUUGAUUUGGUUUUCAGAGCCAGAAGUUACACACCUCCAAACCUCACCAGCUCACCAGCGCGCACGAAGCCUUCAACACUAGGACACCGAGGAGGCAGCCGCAACAAUGCAAGGGGAGCAACAAGACUGUGCCAGCAAGGAGAAGGAGAAGAGCGGCACGUUUGUUGCCUAUGGCGAGUGGGGGAAAACCAGAUGCACGUACCACCGGGCCAUUUCAAAAACACACACGCUCACCUUCGACAAGGCCAACGAGACAGACACGGCCCUUGCUGCCUUCGACUACUGUGUGCGGCGGCCACCUGUCUUGGCACGCAUUGUGCAGAGCGACCCCGGCAACGUCACCUGCACCCUGCAGACGUCCCCAGCCUUGCUGACGGUGACAGGUGUCACACGGGAGCAGGCGGCUGCGUUGGCAGAAGAGUACACCAGCGAGCUCAUGGAGGCGUACUGCGAUGCCGUGGCUUUAGGUCGAGGCUCCCUCGACUUCAACUUCUACAUGCACCGCUUCUUUGAUGACGAGGAAGAGCACGUUGGCGAGCUCGAUGCACACGAGCACUCGGCUUCUUCACGCACCAGCGACAAGGACAUCAACUCCAGCACAUGCAGUGAGCACAGCACCGCAAGCGACAGCGACAAUGGCAGCAGCAGAGGCAGCGAAGGCUGCAGUGGCAACGAAGGCUGCAGUGGCGGCGAGGUGAGCGACGCAGACAGCGGUGUUCACGGCUCAGCCUACGCACCCAGCAAGAGCAGCGCCAAGCAUGCUGAGCACGCCGAGCACGUUGAGCAAGCGACACAAGCAGCUGCUCGAGCAGUCGAGACGCAGGUCAUCCCUGUCGACAUUGCGGGGAUGCAGGGUGAGCUUAAGCUGAAGGACGACGACGAGAACUUUGCACUCGUCGCUGCUGCCAUCCACCGCGGCCUGGAACGACUGCAGUUCACGAAGGACACGGCGUUUGCGGCUGUGGGCCCGAAGAUGCCGCUCAAGCCGUCCGCAGACGCCCCAGCUUUGCUUCAGCAGGCCAUGUGCGCACAGCUGUUGCGCUUGAGACAAGAGGUGGGGGAAGGCAGCGAGGAUGGCAGAAACGAGGACGGCAACAAACACCAGCAGCACCAGCAGCACCAGCAGCAGCAGCAGCAGCAGCAACAGCAACAGCAGCAACAGCAGCAACAGCACCACCAGCAGCAACAGCACCACCAGCAGCAACAGCACCAGCAGCAGCACCAGCAGCAGCAGCAACAGCAGCAACAGCAGCAACAGCAGCAACAGCAGCAACAGCAGCAACAGCAGCAACAGAAACAACAGCAGCAACAGCAGCAACAGCAGCAACAGAAACAACAGCAGUUUGGCCUGAAGAAGGAAGACGACAAGGUAGACGAGGAAGACGCGGCAGGGUGCCACAAGAGCGCGGCGCGUGUGUUCAUCAUUGCGUCCACCGACCCAGCUGCACUAGAGGCUGCGCGUGAGGCUCUCAACCACGCCCUUGCAAACUUCCGCCUUGAUGUGCCAGGUUAUGCCGACCUUGCCGGUUCUUGGGACCAGAUGCUACACAACUUCACGCAUCACGCCGAUACGCGGCAGAGUAUUCUGGAUACUCGGGGCAUCAAGUUUUACCGCACAUGUGCUGUUCCACCUGAGCUGCGACCUGCGCUUGAUAACAUUGAGAUGGUGUGGCUGCAAUCAUAUCAGCCGCCCACCUUGAAGCAAUGGAAGUCCAUGGUCAGCCUCCCAAACAUCAAGAUACUUGACCUCAACUCGCCGCAAAACACAGCAGAGCUGUUUGAGAAGGUGAAGGCGACGGGCGACGGGGAGCUGGUGCGCCGCUUCAAGGAGGUGACGGUCCUGUACGACCACACGGGCCUGAGCCCCGAGGAGGCACAGCGGCACCGAUACCGGCAGCGACUCGCGUCUGCGUUUGACUUUUUCACCAUGUUCGGGCAUAGCCGGGACUGCGAAGCGUGCAAGCAGUGUGAGAUGAGCUGGUGGUGCCUGUAUGACAAUCCCGGCAGCUGCGAAGGCGUCGACAUCUAUGACCCCGACUACUCGGACGGGCUUGACUGAGAUCAUGAGAUGGUCUUAUGGUCUAGGAGGAUGGUGAACAUGAUGGCAACAUGGCUAAGUGAUGUGCUCAUGCCUGUGUGGGACAAGCAAGGAGUGGGGCUGGCUGUCAAAUGUAUGAUUGGUGGAGUUUGCAACACACGACGUAUGUUUGUCCCUCCAAGGCUGCGUGGGUGAGUGUGUUUGGUGUCGUCUGCAGGUGGGCUGCUUUGAGAGUUCGAGUGCCUUGAGAUGAAUACAAAAUACAACUAGAGAAGAGAAC
Molecule: messenger RNA, 2352 nt
Organism: Salpingoeca rosetta
Lineage: Eukaryota; Choanoflagellata; Craspedida; Salpingoecidae
Exons: 2
Coding region: 141-2093 (650 amino acids)
Biological process (GO): positive regulation of cytokinesis
Cellular component (GO): spindle pole; microtubule; centrosome
Source: RefSeq, a predicted model, not a curated record